UUAAUACAUUGGAAGAUUUUAAAGAAAAAAAACAAUAUUUAUCGGAAAAAUUUGCAAAAAACAUGGAAUUAUUUCAAGAAAAUGAAAAUGUCUAUAAAAUAAAUUUAAAUGAAAUUGAUGGCAAAUUUAAAAAUUCAAAAGAAAAAAUGAUGAAUGAAUUAUACAAACGACUUUUAACACUUGCCAAAGACUUACAAAUUGAAAUAAUGAAGAAUUUACCAUUUUUUACUCAGCAAUUAAUUAGAGAAAAUAUUCUCAUUCAAAAUGACUACAGUCAAAUAUUUAAUGAAUGUAUUUUCAAAGAAGCACACAAUUUGGAAAUGCUAUAUUCAACAGAAAUGUGUGAUAAUCAAUUAAAAGAAAUUCAAAGACAAACAUUUCUUCGAUUAAUUACUUGUAAAAUUCAAAAAAAUUUUCAAUCAACACUCAAAAUUCAAAAUGAAAAUUUAAAACAAACAUUGAAAAAUACAAAGAAAAUUCUCGAUUCUUCAGAAAUGAAACAAAAAGAAUAUUUUGAAAAAUUACAAUUAAAAGAGAAUCAAGAUUUUCAAAGAAGACAAUUACAAGUUUUAUUACAUUAUUUACAAGUGAAAUUAAAUUUUGCUUUAAAUAAACAAAAACAAUCAAGGGAAAUUGUGAAAAAAUUAAGAAAAAUUUUAAACGAUAUCACAUUUACCGUUUCAAGUGCAUUAAAAGUAUUACAAAUAAAAAAAUAAAAUUUCUAUUAUUAAUUAUUUACUGAUUAAUUAGAAAAAUAAUUUUUUUAGAUAUCAAAAUCAAAUGAUGACAAAAUCACUUACAAACAAUUAUUCGAUUUAUUUGAUCAAUCAAUUAUAUCAGAAAGAAAAAAUUCGUAAAAAUUUAUUUACAAUAUAAAGUAUUUUUCAAAUAGUAAUUUUUU
Molecule: messenger RNA, 901 nt
Organism: Leptopilina boulardi
Lineage: Eukaryota; Metazoa; Arthropoda; Insecta; Hymenoptera; Figitidae
Exons: 3
Coding region: 63-716 (217 amino acids)
Source: RefSeq, a predicted model, not a curated record